AUGAUCAUAUCUCUAGGUGGUUGGUAUCGAAGCCGGUCCGCUGCCUAUAAGUUUGUUAAUGAACAUGUAACCGCCGAAUCAGCUCGUCAGCGGUGUCGYUUGAUGUCAGMAGGUGCAGAUCUGGUAUCUUUUGUCAACAAAGAGGAGGAGGAGACCUUUGAUCAAUAUCGUGAAGGGCUCGGCCAAGUGGACGAUUUUUGGAUCGGAUUCAACGACCUUGAUAAAGAAGGAACCUUCGCUUGGUUUGACGAGACCAAAUCUGGCUACACAAACUGGCUUCGAGGAGAACCAAAUGAUUCUGGUAAAGUUGAAGAUUGCACACUGAAAUUAGGACGAACCACGAGUACGGGGUGGAUUGAUUCUAACUGUAAAGAUAAAAAACCAUUCGCUUGUAAAGUAUUAUGCACAUAAAAAAACAUAAGGACUAAAAGCAUUCGGCAUCUAAGUACUUUUUUAAGUCAUUUGCUGCAACAGGAGACACUAGGCCUUCAUCAUUAAGUAUAUAAGGCGGUUUAUUUCAUUCUUGAUUCAGUUUUCUUUGUUAUUCAUAGUGUUGUAUCUCGCUUA
Molecule: messenger RNA, 567 nt
Organism: Exaiptasia diaphana
Lineage: Eukaryota; Metazoa; Cnidaria; Anthozoa; Actiniaria; Aiptasiidae
Product: C-type lectin lectoxin-Thr1
Exons: 2
Coding region: 1-411 (136 amino acids)
Molecular function (GO): signaling receptor activity
Source: RefSeq, a predicted model, not a curated record